CCUCCAUCAGGUUUCUGAAAUAAAUCUUGUUUUCUGCACCCAUCAAAACGCAGGAAACGAAAGCUGCUCCAGUUCAAAGCCACAUGCACCAACGUGACAUAUAAGCCAUUAAAAUAUCAUCCUGACGGCUCAUUUCUGCAUCAUCAUACAUUCCCUAACUGCUUCCAGAAAGCAAGAAAAGAAGAAAUGAAGGAUGACCGCCUCGAUGGAAGCGCCAAAGAGGUGGAACAAAGUCAGGAAAUGAGGCACAAGACUCCCCUUGUAAUGAGGAAGAGAAAACGACUUUACAGAAACAUCCUGGAAAAGUCAAGUAGCUACCCCGGACACCAUGGUCACCACCACCACCACUCAGAAGCUGGGAAUCCCUCUCUGUUCACUGGACUCCAUGAGCAGCCUCCCCAUGCAGCUCCAGGUGGCCAUCUAAACGGACAGCUCAGACUGGGGUUACCUGGAGAAAUGUACGCCAGGUCUGAACAUUUCACUCAAGUACCAGCCUCCAGGACAGAUCAUUUUGCUGCUUCUUCACUUCAUAACUACGGUGGUAUGAACCUGAACGUGAACUUGGCUCCACACCACGGCCCGGGCGCCUUCUUUCGUUACAUGAGGCAGCCCAUCAAACAGGAACUCAUCUGUAAGUGGAUUGAGUUGGACCAGACUCCUAAAAAAUUAUGCUCGAAAACUUUCAGCACGAUGCACGAGCUGGUGACUCAUGUCACGGUGGAGCACGUUGGAGGACCCGAGCAGUCCAAUCACAUAUGUUUCUGGGAAGAGUGUCCAAGAGAAGGGAAACCUUUCAAGGCCAAAUAUAAACUUGUAAAUCACAUCAGAGUCCACACAGGUGAAAAACCUUUCCCCUGCCCUUUCCCAGGCUGUGGCAAAGUGUUUGCCAGAUCAGAGAAUCUCAAAAUACACAAAAGAACUCAUACAGGGGAGAAGCCGUUCAAAUGUGAAUUCGAGGGCUGUGACAGGCGCUUCGCCAACAGCAGCGACAGGAAGAAGCACUCGCAUGUCCACACCAGCGACAAGCCCUACAACUGCAAAGUGAGAGGUUGCGACAAGUCCUACACCCACCCCAGCUCCCUGAGAAAACACAUGAAAGUGCACUAUGUCUACCCCGUUGCUCUCAAGGGAGUAGGUGUGCUCAUGGAAGUGCCCCAGGACCCGGGAAAGCGGGGCGAGGCAAGGGGGGAGCUGCCCGUGCCCCCCUUCGCACCCCGCCCGUCCCGGCUGCCGCUUCGCGGCACCGAGCGGAGGCUCCGCGGUGCGGGGGAACUUGACACCCGCAUGGCCGGGGCCAUGGGCGCUGGGCCAUGGGCCCGGGAAAGUUAG
Manacus vitellinus (golden-collared manakin) is the source of this 1329-nucleotide messenger RNA. It is a transcript of the gene ZIC4, whose product is annotated as Zic family member 4. The coding region runs from base 187 to 1329 and encodes 380 amino acids. Gene Ontology annotation, biological process: regulation of transcription by RNA polymerase II; central nervous system development. The transcript is spliced from 7 exons. Gene Ontology annotation, cellular component: nucleus. Lineage: Eukaryota; Metazoa; Chordata; Aves; Passeriformes; Pipridae. Gene Ontology annotation, molecular function: DNA-binding transcription factor activity, RNA polymerase II-specific; RNA polymerase II cis-regulatory region sequence-specific DNA binding. The record is from RefSeq and is a predicted model, not a curated record.